AUGUUUGACCCUCCACUUUUGAUUCUCUCUGUGGCCCGUUCGGGCGUGUGGCUCAACAACCGUGCAGAUUUUUACUCGUUAUGCUUGGUUUCGAAGUCCUUCUAUGCCACUGCCAUUCGCCUCCUCUACAGAAAAUUGAAGAUCUCACAUGAAACUUUUGAAAAGUCCUUUACGCCUUUGCACGCCGUGCUCAGUUCACGGCAACAGGAGAGGAUAUUCUGCUUGUCCGCCGCAGAAAAGCAUGGGCUGGCGCGCAGCAACGGGAAGGGCCCUGAGUUCGGCAAGGCCCUGAGCAAUUGUGGGGCGUUUGUCAGAGAGUUUGAGGCCGCGCUCCUGGUUGAUGAUGUGGAGGAGGAUGCAGAUAUUGUGAAGGAGAUCCUUGGGAGUGCGAUAGACAAUAUGUCUCUUUUGGAAUCCUUCGUCUGGGCCACCCCUAGCGACAGGGCGCUUUGUCGCACUCCCCGCAUCUCUCACAGCCUGAUACGCAAGCCGCGACUAAAUUCACUUGCACUAUCCAAUAUCAUCGAGACCGAUGCUCCAUUGUUACGCCUCCACCCUCUCCAAUCUGUGACCUUUAUUCUCGACUCAAACUUUGUCUCACUAGCCCAUCGUCUACUUUCAUCUACGGCGGACUAUGACAUCAUUCGAAAAAUCCUCAGGACCUCCGCGGGAACGCUAAAGUCGCUGACUCUGAUCUCUAGACCGGGCGGCCAACGACACUAUGAGGAUGAGAAUCUGCUUUUCGGUGGCGGUGAGGGCGACCACAAGAGUGUUUUUAAGGAGUCCCCAGAAGGGGGGGAGGUUACUCACUUGAGCAGACUUAAAUCGCUAACCUUGGUUGGGCGACCCUUUACAGUAAAGCGUUUGGGAGUGCUCACUCAGGCAAUCAACUUCAACAACCUCCGGUGCUUGGAAAUUGUCUCCUGUCCCGGCACCGAACUGCUCCUUUCCGCCAUCACCCUCCCCGAGGCGCGUGAGUCGGGUAUGGGUGCAGAAUCUAAUGAGGUAGGAGGGUCGGAUACUGACUCAAUGUCAGGUUCCAACGAAGAGAAUGGGUCUGGGUCGGAUUCGGAUUCGGGCAUGGAAUCUAAUAAGGUAGAUUGGUCGGGUUUGGACUCGAUGUGGGGUUCCGAUGAAGAGGAUGAUCCCGGGUCGGGUAUGGGUGCAGGGUGGGCUUCCGAGGGAGGCGGCGAGUCGGCUACGGGUGCAGAAUGGGCUUCCGCGGGGGGGAACCGGGCGUUCCCAAACCUUCGGAAAUUGGUUAUAAGAGCCUCUCAAUAUGAAUUCGGUAGAUUCCUGAAAUGCUUCCGCGGUCUCCAAGACCUCCGCUACGAGCUAGGAUAUGACAGGAGGACUUGGGGGUUACCGGAGGGCGGCCGUCGGCACAUCCCCUGCAGCUUAAGCGUUGACUCGCUUCUCCUCGCAAGGAUUUCUAUGUUUCACGGACAUACACUCCGGAAACUGACUAUCUUAACACUCGACACGUUGCUAUGCAUUAGCGAAAGAGACCUGAGAGGGCUCGCUAGGAAUUGUCGGGUGUUGGUGAAGCUCUGCUUUUCAGCGCGGCGUUUUCAUUUUCUUUUUAGCACCAACCCGGUGAAAACACGUACACGCAGCAACCUAUGGACGCUCUACCUCCACUUGGAAUCAGGGUUCAGCGAAUUUCAGGCUCGCAAUUGCUUGCAGAGACUUCUGCUGAUGAUACCUAACCUGAAGACUGUGGGGAUGUUGACAGGAAAACAUAGUAAUGAGCCAUAUAUUUUCAGGGUUUGUCCGGGUAGAGUCUUGGAACGUGUCUUUGACGGGGAUUGUCUGCAGAGCGAGUUCAGAGCUAGCAAGUUUGGAGAUUAGAAACUUGAAGCCUAGAGGGGGGGGGGGGUUGUGCUAAACAGGAUGGGCGUCAAUUUUCUUCUUCUUUGACGGCUAUCAUUUACUCGGCGGGGACUAUCGGAGCUGGGCGGAUGGAAUGGAACUAUAGGCUAGAACGGAAAUGAUUAAU
Molecule: messenger RNA, 1999 nt
Organism: Tuber melanosporum (Perigord truffle)
Lineage: Eukaryota; Fungi; Ascomycota; Pezizomycetes; Pezizales; Tuberaceae
Exons: 4
Coding region: 1-1851 (616 amino acids)
Source: RefSeq, a predicted model, not a curated record